Gekko japonicus is the source of this 3440-nucleotide messenger RNA. It is a transcript of the gene AMFR, whose product is annotated as autocrine motility factor receptor, E3 ubiquitin protein ligase. Gene Ontology annotation, biological process: ubiquitin-dependent protein catabolic process; endoplasmic reticulum unfolded protein response; protein K48-linked ubiquitination. The coding region runs from base 151 to 2025 and encodes 624 amino acids. Gene Ontology annotation, cellular component: cytosol; endoplasmic reticulum; ubiquitin ligase complex. The transcript has 15 exons. Gene Ontology annotation, molecular function: ubiquitin binding; ubiquitin protein ligase activity. The record is from RefSeq and is a predicted model, not a curated record. NCBI's taxonomy places the organism in Eukaryota, Metazoa, Chordata, Lepidosauria, Squamata, Gekkonidae.
GCAGGCGAGCGGACGGACGGCGCGACACUCUCGGCGACUUACGUCUGCGUUGGGUCGGAGUAGGCCUCGCUCCGCGCUAGGCCGUUGCCGGGCGACUCCUCGGAGGAGCCUUAGGGCCGCUCCAGACGGAGCAGCAGGGCCGGCGCCGCCAUGCCGCUGCUCUUUCUGGAGCGCUUCCCUUGGCCCAGCCUGCGCACUUACACGGCUCUCAGUGCUCUGGCGCUGGCCGGCACCGUCCUCAGCGCCUACCGCGCCCUCAGCCAGGCCUCCGAAGAGCAUUUUAUGAACUGUGACUGGCAGAGCUAUGGAGUCCUCCAGACGGUGGCCCUCAUGGAAUCCAGCAGCCGGUCGGUACUUGUGAAUACUGCCUGCUGUAUUCUGAUGCUGAUUGCGAAACUAAUUCAGUGCGUGGUGUUCGGUCCUCUCCGUGUUAGUGAGAGACAGCAUCUCAAGGAUAAGUUUUGGAAUUUCAUCUUCUACAAGUUUAUCUUUAUUUUCGGCGUGUUAAAUGUCCAAACAGUGGAAGAAGUGGUCAUGUGGUGCCUUUGGUUCUCUGGGCUUGUGUUUCUCCACCUCAUGGUUCAGCUUUGCAAGGACAGGUUUGAAUAUCUCUCUUUUUCUCCCACUACACCAAUGAACAGUCACAUCAGAGUCCUGACCCUGCUGGUAGCUAUGCUGCUUUCCUGCUGUGGAUUGGCAGUCGUGUGUGGCGUUAUUGGCUAUACCCAUGGAAUGCAUACAUUAUCUUUCAUGGCAGCUGAGUCUCUGCUUGUUACUGUGAGAACUGUUCAUGUGAUUUUACGUUAUGUCAUUCAUCUUUGGGAUCUCAACCAUGAAGGCACGUGGGAAAGCAAAGGAACCUAUGUUUAUUACACCGAUUUCAUCAUGGAGUUAACUCUUCUGUCACUGGAUCUGAUGCAUCACAUUCACAUGCUGCUGUUUGGCAAUAUCUGGUUGUCGAUGGCCAGCCUGGUGAUCUUUAUGCAGCUGCGUUACCUGUUCCAUGAGGUUCAGCGUAGACUUCGUCGCCACAAGAACUAUCUCCGUGUGGUUGGGAACAUGGAGGCAAGAUUUGCAGUGGCAACGCCAGAGGAACUAGCAGCCAACAACGACGACUGUGCCAUUUGCUGGGAUUCCAUGCAGUCUGCACGUAAACUCCCGUGUGGGCACCUGUUCCAUAACUCCUGUCUGCGCUCCUGGUUAGAACAAGACACUUCCUGCCCCACCUGCAGAAUGUCUCUGAAUAUCACCGAUAACCAUCGUGCCAGGGAGGACCACCAAAGAGAGAACCUGGAUGAAAAUUUGGCUCCUGUGGCAGUGGCAGAAGGCAGACCUCACUUGAAUCAGCAUAAUCACUUCUUCCACUUCGACGGCUCCCGUAUAGCUAGCUGGCUACCCAGCUUUUCAGUGGAGGUGAUGCAUACCACCAAUAUCCUUGGUAUCGCACAGGCAAGCAACUCCCAGCUCAAUGCUAUGGCACAUCAGAUCCAGGAGAUGUUUCCUCAGGUUCCUUACCACCUCAUCCUGCAGGAUCUGCAGCUGACUCGGUCUGUUGAAAUAACCACCGACAACAUUUUAGAGGGCCGUAUCCAGGUGCCUUUCCCAACACAGCGAUCAGAGAGCAUCAGACCUGCAUUGAAUAGUCCCUUGGAAAGGCUCAGUCCUGAUCAAGAGGAUCCUGAAGAGGCUACUCAGACUGAGAGAGUCCCUCUGGAACUUAAUUCACAGCUGGAAGAAAUGGCAGAGUUCAAUGAGAUGGAAAUAGACUCGGCCGAGACAGAAGACUUUGAAGUAAGAGGGAGCCGUUUUUCUAAGUCGGCUGAUGAAAGGCAGCGGAUGUUAGUGCAGAGGAAGGAAGACCUUUUGCAUCAAGCCCGCAGGCGUUACCUCAACAAAACUUCAGACGAGAUGGCCUUCGACAUCCCCCAGCAGGCCGAAGGAGCUAAUUCCGACCCCAUCACCUUGCGCCGCAGAAUGUUGGCUGCCGCAGCGGAACGAAGACUUCAGAAGCAGCACCCGUCCUAACACUCCCCCGUUCUGUCCUGUGUCUUCUCUUCCAUACAAGUGACACGAAACCAUCCUGCGCUCUCCCUGUUUGCUGAGGGAAGGGUCUCUUCAGAGCUCAGCUAGCUGUGCUGAGGAUGAGUGAGCAGGCUGCAUCUUCACUGUACAAAGCAUGUGAUAUCUAAUAAGUGUUUGAACAGCUGACAAAUUAACCUUUAUGGGGUCUUUUGGUUGUUGUUUUUUUUAAAGUGUGACAAUUAUGCCUCCUUUGCAAAAAAAGGGGGGGGCAGCCCUUAAAGCCUUGGUCAUGGACUGCUGCUUAACAUAAGUUGCAGGGGAUGUCAGCUGAAGGAGUGCCAUGUCCAUUCAGCUGCUUGCCAGUUACGUUCCACUUGAACUCUUCCCAGAGGGAAGUGGAAUAAGUGAGAAAAGAAGUAUUGACAAAGUAUUCUCUCCUUGGCAAGCAGGCAUCACCGCCAAGCCGUCGUGCGUCUCAUCAAUGAGUUUUUUAAAAAAAUGAUAUGUAGGUCUUUGCCAGACCCCUUUAGAUGAAGGUGGCAUUUCUACGCACUGGAGCGCAGAGACGAAGCAAAUCCAUCCUGCCUUCUGCAGGGGAAGACAUCCCCUUUAGAGCGGAUGAUGUUGAGUUUAAGUUUUAGCGUGGUGGUAAAUGAAGUGUUAAACUCUUCUUGAUUCCAAGAUGGACAGUGUUCCUUUUUUUAAAACAUUGCUGAAGGCCUUGUGCAGGAGGCCGUUUUUUGUCCCCCUAUGCAUUUCAUCACAGUACGAGGCUGCUUAAUGCUUAAUUCAGCACUGUCAGUAAAGCAGAUCAACAGCGAUGAGAGUGUUGAAGUCUGUUCUGGAAGGCCGUCUGCAGAGCAGCCAGCAUCCUCAAAGGGGGCGGCGGUUUUUCAGAGGAUGGGAGGGUGCAAAAGGAUCUAUUUUUUUAAAUCUUGCAUUUUGCAAUAAUACGCUUGUGAGUUUAAUCAGAUUUGCAAACUAGAGACAGUUGAGGGCUACUAGACAUUUUUCGGGUAGGUGUGGUCAGACUUUUCUCUAUAGUAUUACAAAGCUCUGGUGGGUCUGUUGGAAGCCUCUGGUUCUAGAUUAUGUAAAUGGCUGUCGGGUAAUUCAAAGUGUUUGAGGAGUAGGAAUAUCACUGUUCUUCAGAAGGUGCCCAGUGGUGUUAAAGGAAAUUACUGGGGGGGGGGAUACCUUUUUAUUGCAGGUUUUUAGGGUAUUUGAAGGCAAAUAUAUAUAAAUUGUGUAAGUAUUUAGGCAAAGAUAAUUUAUUUUGAUAAACCCCCUUUUGGGAAGCCUUACUUUGCAAUGCUGUUAGUAAACCUUGAAAAGACAACUCUUCUUUUGUGAUUCAGUUUUGCUCAGAGCCACAGCUCUUUGUUUUAUUGUUUAAAAAAAAGAAAUAAAAUUAUCGG